This is a messenger RNA of Culex pipiens pallens (northern house mosquito), 1638 nucleotides long. RefSeq names its product fatty acyl-CoA reductase wat-like. The coding region runs from base 43 to 1617 and encodes 524 amino acids. The record is from RefSeq and is a predicted model, not a curated record. Gene Ontology annotation, molecular function: alcohol-forming very long-chain fatty acyl-CoA reductase (NADP+) activity. The transcript is spliced from 4 exons. Gene Ontology annotation, biological process: long-chain fatty-acyl-CoA metabolic process. NCBI's taxonomy places the organism in Eukaryota, Metazoa, Arthropoda, Insecta, Diptera, Culicidae. Gene Ontology annotation, cellular component: peroxisome.
GCUUUCGGCGUUCCCAAAUCAGUUCCGUUCCAACCACCAGCCAUGUUGGAGCAGAUUUUCACCAACGAUGACGUCCCCCGGGAGGUGCGCCUCAGCGGGAUCAACGCGUCCCCGAUGCGGAACUUUUACCGCGACAAAACGGUCUUCCUUACCGGCGGGACGGGCUUCCUCGGGAAACUCUUCAUCGAGAAGCUGCUGCGGUGCGAGGUGCGCGAGAUUGUCCUGCUGGUGCGGGCCAAACGGAACCGAACGCCCCGGGAACGGCUGCAGCGGCAGUUCGAGCGGGAAGCGAUCUACGUGACGUAUGCGAAAGAUCCAAACUGGUACUGGGAUCGCCUGAAGAUCGUGGAGGGUUCUCUGGAGUACGACAAGCUUGGACUGUCGGAGGCAGACCUUGCGUACCUGCAACGCUCGGUGGACAUCGUGAUUCACUCCGCGGCGGAUGUCCGCUUCGACGUGUCCCUCAAGACCCACAUCCGGACAAACGUGUUUGGGGGCAAUGAGCUGCUCAAGAUCGCGCUCGGGAUGUCCCGGCUCGUUUCGUACCUGUUCAUUUCGACGGCCUACGCAAACUGCAUCCACGAGGUGGUCGAGGAAAAGUACUACGACAACGUGGGGGUUGACCCGAUGACGAUGGUCCGGCUGGCGGAGUCCGUCGACGAGGAUCAGCUGAACGUGCUCUGCCGGAAGAUCAUCGAGCCGUGGCCGAACACGUACACUUACACGAAGAUGCUGACGGAGAACUUGGUCCGGCAGUACUGCGAUCGACUGCCGGUGGCGAUUGUGCGGCCCUCGAUUGUGAUCUCAACCUUGGAGGAUCCAAUCGCCGGCUGGACGGACAACGUCUAUGGUCUAAACGGCGUUUUGGUCGGGGUGGGUUGCGGCCUUCUGCGAGUUCUGCACUGUCACGCCCACUGCCACGCGGAUAUCAUCCCGGCGGAUCUGGUGGUCAACUCCAGUCUGGCCGUGAUCUGGCACACCAGCACUCAGCCUGCGCAGGGAGGACCCGUGGAGCACAUCUUCAACUGUACGACCCGGUCGGACAACCCGUUCACCUAUCAGGACGUGUUCGACUACGGAGUCGGCUUUCGUGAGGAGAUCCCAGCGCUGCAGUCCUUGUGGUAUCCCACAUACAACGGAGUUGAUUCACCCUGGGUGUACUACAUCUUGCAGCUGUUUUAUCACUUCUUGCCGGCACUGUUUUUCGAUACGAUCGCGAGACUGAAAGGGAUGGAGCCAAAGGUCCUCUUCCUGAACCGCAAGGUGCUCGCCUUCUCCGACGUGCUCGACUUCUUCACCACCAACGAGUGGGUGUUCCGGAACGAAAAGAUGCGAGCCGUGUACGACGCCAUGACCGCCGACGACCAGACCUUCUUCCCGGUGGACAUCCGGCGCGUCAAGUGGGCCGAGUUCUUCCCGACGUACCUGCUCGGACUACGCAAGUACAUCGUGCGGGAAAGUCUGGACAAUCUGGAGCAGGCCAAGCGCAAGUUCCAGCUGCUGAAGGCCGCCCAUUACGUGGUUCUAGCGUUGGUCUACGUGGCCUUGGCUUACGUGGGGUACGCGCUGCUGGGGAAGGGCUUGACGGAACGGUACGGGUUUCGUGUGAUUAAGUGACGAAUAAAGUGCUUAAAGAUU